Messenger RNA from Esox lucius (northern pike), 4911 nucleotides. RefSeq names its product semaphorin-6B. The transcript is spliced from 18 exons. The coding region runs from base 691 to 3423 and encodes 910 amino acids. Gene Ontology annotation, biological process: negative regulation of axon extension involved in axon guidance; neural crest cell migration; axon guidance. The record is from RefSeq and is a predicted model, not a curated record. Lineage: Eukaryota; Metazoa; Chordata; Actinopteri; Esociformes; Esocidae. Gene Ontology annotation, molecular function: semaphorin receptor binding; chemorepellent activity.
UGUGCAAUGGGCCCCUGAAUAUGUAUGUCUCUGUUUUAGUUGCUUGAUGUAAUAUUCGCAAUAGGAGGCACUCCGCGUUGAUAUCCUUUCUAGAAACCAAUUUUUUGUCUAGGAUGAGCCUAAAGCCUGCAACUCAUAGCUUUACCGGUGGCGAAUAAAAACCGGGAGCAGAGCCAACAGCAGCGGAGAGCCGUUGUCUCUCUCGGACUGUCAAGUGAGUGUUGCAUGCAAACCCAGACUUCUCAUCUGGGGGCCACAGACAGAGAGAUAAUGAAUUAAGACUGAAUGGAAAACCUCGGGUGUCCGAAAAUAUCUCCAUCUUAGACAGUGGCUGUGGAAUGUAACCUAUACAAAACCCUACACAUGCAUGUAGCGUACUUUGCUUUCACCAGCUUUAUUGGAAGGUUUUGGACCGGAAGGUCUGGACGCAUUCACUGGAAAAUAAACGGGGAUGCCACGGUUACGCGCAGAAGCCACUCGAAGAAGAGACAGGUGCGACAGAGAGGAUUGGUUUUAGGCUAGCGGCGGGGAUACAGAUUCUCAUCAAGGCGUUGUAAUUCAAGACCCAUAGAGAGCUCGGUGCCGUGUUCCACUCCGCUCCAGGUGGAGAAAAACCUGUUUGCACACGAGAAGACGACUGGUACCGGACCAGACAGCUUUCCCUGCAUACCUGUCCAUCUCGCACAGUGAAUGUGCUCGUGCUGUGCUGCCAUGACGACCAUGUCCCCUCCCCUCACGUUUCUCCUCCUGCUCCUCCGAUUGGCUCACAGCUCUUUCCCAGAGGAGCCUGGUCCUCUAAGCUAUGCUCCCUUAGAGGUGGUGAGGCGGUAUCCAGUGUUUGUGGGCAGAGCUCAUCGUUCCUCCCAGAGACAGGAGCUGCAGAUUCAGACAGUUCUCCAGAUCAACCGUACUCUCUACAUUGGAGCGAGAGAUGACCUGUAUAGAGUGGAGCUGGACAAUAUGUCAGGGGACGAAAUGUUCUACAGCAAGAAGCGGACAUGGGAAUCUAAUAAGAACGACAUCCGAGUCUGCCGGAUGAAGGGCAAACAUGAGGGAGAGUGUCGUAACUUCAUCAAGGUGUUGUUGAGCCAGCAUGGAGGACUGUUUGUCUGUGGAACCAAUGCCUUUAACCCUCUGUGUGCCAGCUACACUAGAGACACUCUGGAGAUGGUGGGGGAGACGGUCAGUGGGAUGGCUCGAUGCCCUUACGACCCCAGACAUGCCAACGUGGCUCUGUUUGCAGAGGGCAGUCUUUUCACUGGUACUGUAACCGACUUCCUGGCGAUUGAUGCUGUGAUCUAUCGUAGCCUAGGCGACAGCCCUGCUCUCCGCACGGUCAAACACGACUCCAAAUGGUUCAGAGAGCCCUUCUUUGUUAGUGCAGUGGAGUGGGGACCUCACAUCUACUUCUUCUUCAGAGAAAUGGCCAUGGAGUUCCAUCACCUGGAGAAAGUCAUGGUGUCCCGUGUGGCUCGGGUGUGUAAGGGGGACAUGGGAGGGUCCCAGAGGGUGUUGGAGAAACAGUGGACGUCGUUCCUCAAGGCCAGACUGAACUGUUCUGUUCCCGGAGACUCCCACUUCUACUUCAACCUCCUGCACGCCACCAGCCCCAUCCUGAACAUGAAUGGAAGGGACGUCAUUCUGGGACUGUUCUCUACACCACCCAACAGUAUCCCUGGGUCUGCUGUGUGUGUGUUUGACAUGCAGCAGUUGGCUCGGGUGUUUGAGGGAAGAUUCAAGGAGCAGAAAUCUCCAGAGUCCAUCUGGACUCCUGUACCUGAUGAGCUCGUGCCCAAACCCAGGCCAGGUGGUUGUGCGGUGCUGGGAUCUCCAUUCAGCUCGUCUAAAACUCUGCCGGAUGAGGUGCUGAAUUUUGUGAAGACUCAUCCUUUGAUGGAUGAGACCAUACCCCUGGUGGGGAACAGGCCCUGGGUAGUCAAGACUAUGGGCAGGUACCAGUUAACAGCCAUGGUGGUGGACACAGAAGCUGGCCCCCAUAGGAAUCGUACUGUGUUAUUCCUGGGCUCCACACGAGGGACUGUCCUUAAAUUCCUUAUCUUCCCCAGCGGAGAAGACUCUGCAACACACAGCAGUGUCUUCCUGGAGGAGGUGGAGGGGUUUAACCCUGACAAGUGUGGAGAGGACUCUGUCCAGGCCAGACAGUUGUUGUCAUUGUCUCUGGAUCGUCUUAGUCACACUCUGCUGCUAGCCUUCCCAUCCUGUCUGGUCAGACUGCCAACAGCACGCUGCCAUUUACACUCACGCUGCAUGAAGAGCUGCCUGACAUCCAGAGAUCCCUACUGUGGCUGGACCAGAGGCAGCAUCUGUUCCUUCCUGAGACCAGGCACAAGGCUGCCCUUUCAACAAGACAUUGAGUAUGGGAACUUCUCCCACCUUGGAGACUGUGAUGGCGUUAUCCAGCAGAGUCUGCUGAUCGAACCGGAGAGCCUGGUGUCCCUCAACCUGCUGGUGGCGUCUGCAGUCUCCGCCUUCACCAUCGGGGCGGCGCUGUCGGGCCUGGCUGUCUGCUGGAUCAUGGCCCACAAGCCCGGAAACCGUCGCCACGGUAACACCCCCCCCCAGUCCAGCAUCCGGCGCCGGGAGAGGGGGAUGUUGACGUCGGGAGGAGGGAUGGGGGGGUCGGUCCUCAGCGUGACUCGCCAGGGAGGAGGGGACAGACCCUGCUCUCAGGGCGGGGACACUCUGUUUGUGAUGCCCAACGGCUGGGUGAAGUCAGGGGAGCUGGACCCAGGGUUCCUGCCUACCCCGGAGCACACUCCCCAGCAGAAGAGACGCGGGCUCAGGCUGUCAGAUUCUGGCUCGGGGGGGUGGGAUAACAGCCAGACCUAUCUGGGAGGUAGUACCAUGGGGCUGGCCUCCCCCUGUCCUCUCCCUUGCCCCCCACACCCCUCCACCGCAGUCUACCUAACCACCAGACUCUUCCAGGGGGGAGGUGGGGGUAGGCAUGGGGGUGAGGAGCGAGGAAGAGGAGGGGAGACGCCCCGCCAGCACUAUGUGUGCCUGAGCAAGCCCCGCGGGGAGAAGGGGAGGAGUGGGACCCCAAAGUCGGCGCUUCGCAAGUCAGCAGGGGAAUAUGUGUACCCCAUGACUCCCCAAGACUCCCCAGACAGGAGGAGGGUUGUGUCAGCCCCCAGCGCCCCCAUGGAGUUUGGGGAGCCCCUUCCUCUCCGCUGGCCUCCCCAGGAAGGCUACAUCCUCAGCAGCCAGGGCAUGAUUCCUGUACCUCCGUCCUCCAUGCCCACCCCCAACGGCCAGCAGUAUGUAGCCCAGCACCACACCCCCGGGCCGGGCAGGGCUCAGCUGAGAGGAGCCCUGGGGAGAGGAGAGCUGGGGGAGCUGGUGGAUCUCAGCCAGCUGCUGAGUAAGAAGAGUUCCAAUGAGAGGACUCACAAUGGGCAGUGAAAAAGAGAGUGAAAAGCCGGUUGAAACCCCAGUCAUUGCUUUGGACCACAUAGGUCUACAGCUUUCCCUCUUUCUAUGUUCUACCUUUUCUCUCUCUCACUAUCACCUUCUCCCCCUUUCUCUCUCUGUCCUCCUUAUCUCUGUCCCUCAUUGUCAUUCAGUCCUCCUGAUAUCCCUGUGUCUCUCUGGUAGACUACUCUGGCUGGUCUCCCUGUGACUGGUUGCUACUGAUGUCACUCAGACCCUGCUUGACUGUGAUUGGCCUGAACCAGUGAGGUUGUUGCUGUGUCUGCAUUGCAGAGCUGCCUCUCCCCUCUGGCAGCUUAGAGACGUGAGGAGGAGAGACAGAACAAGAGAAAGAGAAAAAGGGUUUGAAAUAGAGGUGAGGAGAAAGAGGCAAUGGAGUGUUAAAGAGAGAAGGGAAAAUGAAUUUCCUAAACUGUGGAACUAUUGCAUUUCUUUUAAAACACACUGAGAACCACAAGCAGGAAUCAACAUUCAGAGGCCCAGCGAUGGACACUUCUGACAGCCUUCCCUGUGGGUUAAAAGGGACUGACCAAACUGGAUAGCCAUUGUCAGGAGUCAGAAAAUGGGACCUAUGAGACAUCAUUCCAACACAAUUAUCUCUGUCUACUGUCAAGUGCAUACUGAGUGACCCUUUCUGGGACAAUGUAGGACACUGAAACAUACAUUUGAAAGAUGUUUGGCUGAAACGUCUUACUGUACCUGAAUGAAACAGGCAUGGAUCAGCAUCGGUGUUCAGCAAAACACUAAGGUCAUUCUGACUCAACGUGACAAGAAUACCAGAUGAACACUGUCCAAUGGAAGUGACAAUUAAGAUUUAACAGCCUGGAGUAAGGAGCCUCACGACACACACACACACAUUUUAAAUUGCUUAUUUGAGCCCACAAAUCAAAGUUACAAUUCAAAAAGUACUUCAAAUAUUUUUUAUGGUCUCUGUAUGCAAGGACACCUUGGGGUACAGAUAACAUGUAAUUUUCCACACUCCAAGGCUGGCCAGGACCGCUUAUAUGGAGCAGUACUUCGCCAGCGGCCUUGCCCUUCACUUAUGUCGGCCUUUGACUGUGCCGUUAGCGGAUGAGUGGCAGGGAAGCCCCAUGGGUUAUGUAAAUUGGCCAGUAUCGCCUGGGUUGAGCUCUAGCGACUCCCUCAAGCAGAUCGGGGGCAUGUGCAAAGCUAUUGGUGGUGGUCAGGUCAGUAAGUGUGCCCUCACACUCGUUGACACACGUAACUUCCUGGAUGGGAGAGGAGUGCGGAAAAUAGUAGAGUGGAUUUGCUUGGAUGCGUGUGAGGAAAGCUUUCAGUGAUCUUCAGCUCUUUAAUUUAUUUGUAGUUGUUGAAAUGAGACAGGGCCAUAAAUACAACUGGAUAUGCCGAAAUUGGGAGAAAAAUUGAAUAAUUCUGAAUGACAUACUUAUACAGUGGAUAUAAAAAGUCUACACACCCCUGUUAAAAUGCCAGGUGUUU